UGUGGUUUAAUUUUCAGGCAUUAUUGUUUGCUGUCUAUAAAGCUGCUUAGCGUCCUGAAUUUAUUCGGACAGUUGUGAACAAUGGCAAACAAAGUUCACGUGCUUAUUAGCUCGGAGUAUUCCUCACACAGCAAAGCGAAGGGUAUUGAGACUUAACGUGUGUUUUCCAGACGGAUGGUUUAUGGGCUUUAUCUGAAUGUGUUCAAACAUCCACUUUAACAUUUGCAAUCUAUUGUUAUCAUGUUGCCCUUUUUGUAACGAAAUGUCCUGAAGACUGUGACGUAGAUGUAAUGUACCUGCAACUGUAACAAGUUGACCUUUCCCGACGCUGGAACCAAUAUCACAACACUAGUUGUAGCACGGACAACAAAACGAAAGCACAAUACCGAAAAGUAGCACACAAAAAUAGUUCGAGGAGGGGAAUGUGCCUGUAGAGCAAUGAACAGUUCAGUGCUGUAGAGUCUCAAUAGCUAUAAACAAACGGUUAUAUGAUUAGUAAUGACAACGCUAGUCCUUGAUAAUGGAGCCUAUACGGCUAAAAUUGGAUACAGCCAUGAAAAAGUCAGCGUUAUCCCGAAUUGUCAAUUUCGUUCAAAAACCUCGAGACUGAAGACGUUCACCGCCAGUCAGUUAGACGAAAUAAAGGAUCCAUCUGGGCUGUUCUAUAUUCUGCCUUUUCAGAAGGGAUACCUGGUAAAUUGGGAUGUGCAACGGAAGGUGUGGGAUCAUCUCUUUGGAAAGGAAAUGUUCAAGGUGGAUUUUUCAGACACCAGUAUAGUGAUUACAGAACCAUACUUUAACUUCACGUCAAUCCAGGAGUCCAUGAACGAGAUAUUGUUUGAAGAGUACCAGUUUCAAGCAGCUCUCAGAAUAAAUGCUGGCUCCCUGAGUGCACAUCGAUACUUCCAGGAGAACAGCUCGGAGCUCUGUUGCAUCGUGGUGGACAGUGGAUUCUCUUUCACUCACAUUGUCCCCUACUGCAGGGGAAAGAAAAUGAAAGAUGGAAUAUGCAGGAUGAAUGUAGGUGGGAAGUUGCUGACCAAUCAUUUAAAGGAGAUCAUUUCAUACAGACAGCUGCAUGUCAUGGAUGAAACGUAUGUGAUCAAUCAGGUGAAAGAAGAUGUGUGCUAUGUAUCCCAGGACUUCUACAAGGACAUGGAAAUUGCUCAGUUAAAAGGAGAGGAGAACACAGUGAUGAGGGACUACGUCCUCCCAGACUUCAGCGCCAUCAAAAAGGGUUUCUGCAAACCCCGUGAAGAGAUGAACUUCACAGGAAAGUAUAAGACCGGGGAGCAGAUUUUACGGCUGACCAAUGAGAGGUUCGCUGUUCCUGAGAUGAUUUUCCAUCCCUCGGACAUUGGCAUUCAGGAGAUGGGCAUUCCAGAGGCACUGGUCAACUCAGUCAACAACCUGCCCGAGGAGAUGCAGCCCCACUUUUUCAAGAACAUCGUCCUCACGGGUGGCAACACCCUAUUUCCGGGCUUCAGGGAUCGAGUGUACAAGGAGGUCCGCUCUCUCACUCCGACCGACUUUGAUGUGUCCGUGGUGCAGCCACACAAUCCUAUCUGCUACUCCUGGGAGGGAGGAAAACUCCUUUCAGAAAACCCUGACUUUGAUGAGAUGGUGGUCACUCGUGAAGACUAUGAGGAGAAUGGACAUUACAUAUGUGAAGAGAAGUUUGAUAUUUAACGCAGUGAACUUGAUUGACUGCAGUGAGACAGACAUUCCACUCAAAAGGCUGAAAAGAGAAACAAGACGAUACUUGCAAGUCUGUGCACAACAACUUUAGCAGUGCCAUAGAAACAAUUCAGAAUUGCUCAGGCCAGAGUUGAUCCAUGUACAUAACUCUCUGGCUUUGUAUUUUGGUCUUGGAUUGAUUUAUUUUACAAACAGAGGACAUUCCUGUGCAGGAGGGAACCAUUUCUAGCACUGAGUAUUUGUUUAAUGAAGUAACGAGGUUUUACUGGCUGUUAAUGACUCAUGGUAGAUUAAUUUAUUUCUGACAUGUCAUGCUUUGUAUCCUUUCAGUUACAUGAGCAAGUACUAUACCAACUAAAGGAAUUUUGUUUAUUCAGGCCACAUUGGAUUUUGUUGUGAAAAAAAUAAAAGAUGUAUUUUUUCCAUUUUA
Anguilla rostrata (American eel) is the source of this 2128-nucleotide messenger RNA. RefSeq names its product actin related protein 6 (gene actr6). Lineage: Eukaryota; Metazoa; Chordata; Actinopteri; Anguilliformes; Anguillidae. Gene Ontology annotation, molecular function: nucleosome binding. Bases 499 to 1689 code for a protein of 396 amino acids. Gene Ontology annotation, cellular component: Swr1 complex. The transcript has 11 exons. The record is from RefSeq and is a predicted model, not a curated record.